Talaromyces stipitatus ATCC 10500 is the source of this 1122-nucleotide messenger RNA. RefSeq lists its product as uncharacterized. The transcript is spliced from 4 exons. The record is from RefSeq and is a predicted model, not a curated record. Bases 83 to 976 code for a protein of 297 amino acids. NCBI's taxonomy places the organism in Eukaryota, Fungi, Ascomycota, Eurotiomycetes, Eurotiales, Trichocomaceae. Gene Ontology annotation, molecular function: oxidoreductase activity.
AACUCAAUUAUUUGUAACUGCGAGCCUCAAACUAUCAAUCACGAAACCUGUAACUUCUUCCACCUGCGAAACACUCAGCACUAUGGCUAUUAAGAAUGUCCUUGUCGUUGGGGGUGGAGGCAACCUGAGUCCUGCCAUUAUAGACGCCCUCGUCAAAUCACCACACAACUACACCGUCUCAGUCCUCUCUCGCGCACAUUCCACAUAUCAACCACCCUCAGGAGUCAACCAUCUCAAAACAGACUACACCCACGACUCACUCCUCUCCGCGCUCAAGGGUCAAAACGCCGUGGUCUCUGCCAUUGCCGGAACCGCAAUCCCUGAACAAAAGAAGAUCAUUGAUGCAGCUAUUGAAGCCGGCGUGCAACGAUUCCUUCCAUCAGAAUUUGGCUCUGAUACCACCACUCCACUUGCUGUGGAUUACUUCCCGGGCUGGGCACCCAAAGUUGAGAUUAGGGAUUAUCUAAAGAGCAAGCAGGAUAAGAUUGAGUGGACUGUUGUUUUUAAUGGUUUCUUCUUUGAUUGGGGUUUGAAAGUUGGUUUCAUUCCUGUUAACGGCAAAGACAAGACCGCCACUAUAUUCCCCAAAUACAAAGACGUCAGAUUCUCAGCAACAAAUCUCGAAGACAUUGGCAAAGCAAUCGCACAGGCUUUGUCGCCAGAAAUCGCACCCAAAACAGCAAAUCAGAUCCUCCGCAUUCGCACAUUGACAACAUCUCAAUCCGAGCUUCUAGCUACCUAUGAGAAAGCCACCGGAGAGAAAUUCAAGGUUACCGAGGCUGAUCUUGAUGCUGCUGUAUCCGAGGCCAAGGGCAAGUUGUCAAAGGGUGAUUUUAGUGGUAUAGGCACCCUUAUUGUUGCUGCUGCCUUGGAUACGCGCACUGGUAAUGAUUUUGAUAAGGCGGGUAAUGUGUCGAAUGAUUUGUUGCAGUUGCCGAGUUUGAAGGUAGAGGAUGCUAUCAAGCCUCUUCUUUGAUCAUUGUCAGGUCAAGAUACAGUGGUACGUUAAAUAUAUGAGAACCUUGACGUAUGUUUGCUGUUUCUCGCUCGUAUUCUCAAAUCCUCACGCAAAUGGGAUGCCUAUAGACCGGGUAGUGCAGGCAAGGAUCAGUGUAUACUCUC